GAAGCAAUCAACCAAUAAUUGACAGGGAGGAAACUUAUAUCUUUAUAAUAAAAAUAUAUUAAAAAGAAAAGAAAAAAAAACACACCAAAGUCCAUUGUUUCCUAUAUAUUGAGAAAUUCAAGAACACUACUUUUUAUUAUUAAGAUACGCAUCGAUAACUCGUUUUUCGCACGUUCUGUACGUUUAUUUUUUCAACUUUCAACGUUCUGCCGCUAGAAAAACGGAAAGUGAGAGGGUUUAUCCGCCGUAUCCUGGAUUAAUUUAGGUUACGUCACACCGAAGAAGAAUUAAAAUUCGGUCAGCAGCUAGAGCCAGAGAUCCGUGAAGUAUCGAUGCAAAGAAACAUCAGAUAGAAAAGGGAAGAGCACCGAUUCCAUUGAAUUGUAGAAGGAAGAUGCCAACACCGAGACAUGUAGGUCACUCCUCCCAUCUCUCGCCGUGAUAAAUAGGCGGAUGUGUAGGAUCUUGUAGUAUAUUAGUGUGAAUGAAUGGCAUCUGAUCGCUUUUAGGGAUAUUUGUUGUAUAAGAUUGGUGUUGAACUCCUCCAAAAUGGCGGAAUUGUUUUCCAGGAUUAUCGCGAUUUUAGUUACAUUUCAGACUAUCUCGGGCUUCCACUCGGGUUAUUAUCCUCCGCAUAAGCCCGAUUACUUUCCAAUCCACCCUAGUCACAUGGCAAGGAUUAAAUCGAUCGACGUGCAAUGCCAGAAAGGCCGUCUGUCUGUCAAAAUAGAAUUCGACCAACCCUUCAACGGGCUCAUCUAUUCCAAAGGUUACUAUAGCGACCAUAGCUGUCGUUACGUGGGACCUAACGAAGGUCAAAAGUCCUACGAAUUUGUCAUCUUUACGGAUCGAUGCGGCACCACUUUUGUGGACGAGUACAACCACGGGGGUCAAGCUUAUUUAGAAAAUACUAUCGUUAUACAGAACGAACCGGGUAUACAGGAGGUGUGGGACACUGCUAGGAGGAUUCGUUGUUUGUGGCAGGGGCAGUUCGACAAAACGGUUACCUCUUCUAUUAACGUAGACAUGCUGGAUAUAAUCAGCGUAACAUACAGCGGGGAUACAGUCGACAGCUACAUGGACAUUCAGUUGGGUAAGGGACCGUUUGCCCCUUCUGUUACGGGGCUAGUCAAAAUUGGUGACACUUUGACUAUGGUAAUAUACGUUGUAGGAUCGGAGGACUUCGACAUGCACGUGAAGGAUUGCAUAGCGCACGACGGGGAUCUCAAAAACGCAGUUCAACUGACGGACGCACGCGGGUGCGUUCUGAAGAAGAAACUAAUGGGCCCUUGGCAAAAGACUAAGCAGACCGGCAACACCGGAGCCUCUGUCAUUUCUUACGCCUUCUUUCAGGCUUUUCGCUUCCCUGAUAAAAUGGAGGUGUUUCUAGAAUGCAACCUGGAGAUCUGCAAGUAUCAGUGCCCGGGAUAUUGCCCAGAUUAUUCGGUGGAACCAAGGUCUUAUAACAAUACUACAAGGAGGAAGAGAUCGGACAGCACGGUAACCGAACCAAUUAAACUGUUACGCGGUUUCAGGGUCGUAACACCGGAAGAUAUAUCGGGAUCAAAAGACAGAAACGGCACUCUCACUCUCGCUUCGGGCAUGCGCCAAGUGGCUGAAGGUGACGUGUGUCUGUCUACGCCCAGUUUCGUGGCUGCGUUAAUUAUCACGGUCGUGGUUUUGCUGGCCGCCUGCUUGAUGACUGGAAUACUGUGUGUCAGAAUGAAGAAUACCUCACCCUCAGUUUGCUUCCCCAGCGCGCUGCAGACCUUUUCGCAAUUGGAAUUGUCUAAGCCCGCCAGAAAGCAUUAAAAUAAGGACACGCGUGUAAUUUUUCUAAUUCGGAUGUUAAAAGGGGGGGACAGAUUUCUAAGGCGCUCUAUCAAAAGGCUGGAAUCUCUAUGGCGUUAGGCCCGUAUAAAAAUGUCGGUUGGUGUCCCAAAUUGCAAAGCUGAGUUGUUGUGCCAAUAAUAUACAUUAUUGUAUUUUUGAUGCAAUGAACCCAGAGUGAUGUUUACAAUAAAUGUUUAUUAUUGUUUCA
Centruroides sculpturatus (bark scorpion) is the source of this 2041-nucleotide messenger RNA. Its product is annotated as cuticlin-1-like. The coding region runs from base 550 to 1812 and encodes 420 amino acids. NCBI's taxonomy places the organism in Eukaryota, Metazoa, Arthropoda, Arachnida, Scorpiones, Buthidae. The record is from RefSeq and is a predicted model, not a curated record. The transcript is spliced from 4 exons.